This is a messenger RNA of Saccostrea cuccullata (small rock oyster), 789 nucleotides long. RefSeq lists its product as uncharacterized. NCBI's taxonomy places the organism in Eukaryota, Metazoa, Mollusca, Bivalvia, Ostreida, Ostreidae. Gene Ontology annotation, molecular function: nucleic acid binding. The record is from RefSeq and is a predicted model, not a curated record. The transcript has a single exon. Gene Ontology annotation, biological process: DNA integration. Bases 1 to 789 code for a protein of 262 amino acids.
AUGGCUUACAACUUCAAAGUACGUUACUCACCUGGAUAUCAGAAUAUCGCAAAUGCGUUAUCACGUUUGGUGGAUAAGACACGUGUAGAAAACAGUAAUUCAAGAGACACUGAGCAAUAUGUGAAAUUUAUUGCAAGGGAGGCAACCCCUCAAGCACUGUCGACUCGAGAAGUAGAAGAAGCUUCAAGGAGAGAUGAAGAACUUAUUCGAGUUCAGAAAUUCAUCAAAGAGGGGAAGUGGGAUAAAUCAUGCGUUGAUUAUUACCCAUUCCGAGAUGAACUUUGUUGUAUUGGAUAUGUGGUGUUACGUGGAUCCAGAAUAGUGAUUCCAAGAAAUCUGAGGAAGCAGUGUAUACAGUUAGCUCACCAGGGUCAUCUAGGAAUCGUUGGGACGAAACAGCAGUUACGUACUAAAGUGUGGUGGCCUGGGAUGGACAAGGAAGUGGAGAAGUAUGUGAAAUCGUGUCACGGAUGUCAGAUUACCAGUGCGUUUCCGAAACCGGAACCAAUUAGUCCUACUCCAUUACCAACAGGGCCAUGGCAAGAAUUGGGCAUUGAUAUUCUUGGACCAUUAACAUCUGGACAGUAUGUGUUAGUUGUUGUUGAUUAUUACAGCAGAUACUAUGAGAUUGAAGUUACCAAGGAUAUUACAAGUGAGAAAAUCAUUGAUUCGCUGGAGGGAAUGUUUUGUCGACAUGGACUUCCAUUACAAAUAACUUCUGAUAAUGGACCCCAGUUCAGAUCUAAGUUAUUCAAGGAUUACUUGACAGAUAACUGUAUCAAGCACUGA